Zootermopsis nevadensis is the source of this 489-nucleotide messenger RNA. RefSeq lists its product as uncharacterized. Lineage: Eukaryota; Metazoa; Arthropoda; Insecta; Blattodea; Termopsidae. The record is from RefSeq and is a predicted model, not a curated record.
AUGAGUGUUAGCAAUGAUGUUGAAAUGGCAGCAGCUGUUGCCAUUGAGCGCUAUAACGAAACAGUGCUAAACGGGGCCGUGUUAAAAGGGAAUCCAUCGAAGAGGCGGUGGACUUAUGCUAGUCCAGACGGCCAGUUCACCCACGAACUCGACCAUUUUCUUUCCAACCGCAGCGCGGUGUCGGAUGUCGCGGUCGUCCAGUCUUUCUACUGCGGCAGCGACCACCGCCUCCUCCGUGCCAAGAUUAAUCUGAACCCGCUGAAGGAAAGGUUGAACCAGCUACGCAGCAGGCGACCACCACCACGUCUCCUGGCCACAGUCAUGGCGGAGCUGGAGGCGUUCGACGUUAUUGAAGUCAUCAAUGCCGACUAUGCGAGCCUUGUCGAGCGACUCCAGAUGGUCAGCAAGCAGGCGACGUCCCCCGCGCCGAAUUACGUGAACCAGCGCAUCACGGAGAGGACGAGGAAGCUGCUGGAGAGGAGGAGGUAA